AUGUCUUCCUCUGAUUCAAGACGUGGAGUGCGUAAACGUACACAUGACAGAGCCUUUAGUGGUCAUUCAACUGCUGUAAACUCGUUACCUUCAUCUUGUAAUGGUCAAAAACCCCCUUCGAGUGUACAUUUCAAGUCUAAAUCUAUGUCUACAAGUUUGAAAAGAAUACAAAAGGAAUUAACGGACAUCAUGUCAGACCCUCCUCCCAAUUGCAGUGCAUUUCCGCGAGGAGAUAAUCUCUAUGAAUGGGUAUCAACUUUAUUAGGUCCUCAAGGAUCUGUUUACGAAGGUGGAAUAUUCUUCCUCGACAUUCACUUUUCUAUGGAGUAUCCGUUUAAGCCCCCAAAAGUAAUUUUUAAAACUCGUAUCUAUCACUGCAAUAUUAACAGUCAAGGUGUGAUUUGCCUAGAUAUUCUCAAGAAUAAUUGGUCUCCUGCUCUUACCAUUAGUAAAGUUCUACUGUCCAUUUGCUCGUUACUUACUGAUUGCAAUCCUGCCGACCCGCUUGUUGGAUCUAUUGCUAGCCAAUACAUGCAUAACAGAUCAGAACAUGAUCGCAUUGCACGACUGUGGACACAAAAAUAUGCAAAUUCUGCUACUUAUCCCUCUACUGGACAUUCACAUGGUAUGAAUGCGGAUUCCGAGUCUUCUAGGAGAGGACCACGUAUCACGCUAUCCCCCACCCCAAGAUCAUCAGAUUCCGGGCAUUCAGGCUUCGCGUCGUCAAACAAAGACGAGAUUUUAACGGAAGUACCAUGUACAGAAAGCAGUAGUGCAAGUGCCUGUACAAGCAUUGGUGCUAGAAGUGAUGGAGGAGAAAGUGUAGAUGAAGUUCUCGAAGACGACACUCCCGCAGCUUCUACAGAAACAACUAUUGCCCAUUCAUUCACUCCGGCUUAA
Messenger RNA from Schistosoma mattheei, 900 nucleotides. NCBI's taxonomy places the organism in Eukaryota, Metazoa, Platyhelminthes, Trematoda, Strigeidida, Schistosomatidae. The record is from the annotation of a GenBank genome assembly.